This is a messenger RNA of Monoraphidium neglectum, 654 nucleotides long. RefSeq lists its product as hypothetical. The coding region runs from base 1 to 654 and encodes 217 amino acids. The transcript is spliced from 2 exons. NCBI's taxonomy places the organism in Eukaryota, Viridiplantae, Chlorophyta, Chlorophyceae, Sphaeropleales, Selenastraceae. The record is from RefSeq and is a predicted model, not a curated record.
AUGGACAAGGACGUCUUGUCGAGCCGGGCCGCCUCCAUCACCGCCUCGCAGAUCCAGCAGGCCGCCAGCGGCAACACCCCUGCCGCACAGGCCACCGGCGUGGGCAAGCUGGCCACCGGGGCCACCAGCCUGAGCACCACCGGCCUCGCCACGUCUCGGGACGUCCAGAACCAGGCCAUCCUCACCCGCACCCAGUCCGGCAUCAACUCCGCCGCAGGCGGCCAGCAGACCGCCAUCAGCCCCACCGCCGCGGCCGCCGCCAUCAGGGGAGUGCAGCAGGUGGCCAUCGGCUCAAGCGACAGGGACCAGCGCGGCCAGCUCAGCGGCCUCAACACCCGCGCGGCCAUCCAGCAGGGCAACGCCCAGCAGGGCGUGGCCGCGGGCGCGACGGGCGCCUCGCUCAUCAGCGGCACCGGCGGCCUCAACCCCGCGGCGCUGACCGUGCCCAGGAACGCGCCGAUCACGGCCGCCGGCAAGGCCGCCGCCCCCAGCCCCAAGGCCUCCCCCAAGGUGGCCGCCGCCGCCAAGUCCCCCGCGCCGAAGACCGCCCCCGUCGCCGUUAAGGCCCAGCUGCCCCCGCAGGGCGCGGUGCUGCCCGCGGGCGUCGCGGCCCCCAAGACGGCCGCGGCCGGCGGGCGCCGCCUCCACAUGUAA